This is a messenger RNA of Caenorhabditis sp. 36 PRJEB53466, 2822 nucleotides long. NCBI's taxonomy places the organism in Eukaryota, Metazoa, Nematoda, Chromadorea, Rhabditida, Rhabditidae. The record is from the annotation of a GenBank genome assembly.
AUGUUCAUGGAAACAGAAAAUGGCUCGCUGGUAAUGGUAAAGCCGGGCGGAGGCUUGAUCCGAGAGCAUUUGGAUCGACUAGUUGCUCGUGUGAUGUCUAGAUACUAUGUGGUAGGUCUAUAAUAUCUUUUUUCUUACUUUUUAACCCUAAACCCGUUCAGAAGCCUUCGAUUCCUGUAGAUCCCGAAUGUAUGGAUCGACUAAUCGAGCACAUGUUAGGAAGGAUUGAGUUUGUAUUUGGAAGAGUUCAUAUCAAGGUUUGUACCAAUCAAUUUACCCUCAAAAUGAACUAAGAUUGUAGGAUUAUUCGAAAAUCAGCGGAGAUCAGCUGCCUCAAAAGGUUCAUCACCUAAAACUGGAGUAUGAAGAGGAUGAAAGUGAGGAAAACUUUGUGGAAUUUCUGCAAAACCUCAAGUUGAAGAAGAUCAAAAUCCUCGACUUGAAUGUAUUCAGAAUCACGUCUGAUAUUGUGGAUCUUCUGAAGGUAAGCCUUCAAAAACUAGACUAUUUCGUUGCGAGACCCAACCCAUCGUUUUAGGAAAUCCCGGUGAACCAACUGAACAUCACAACUCAAUUCUCCGACGAAAACGUGCUGCUCAACUUGUCUCCGAGCACUUUGAUAGCUGAAAAAGAUGAAAUCACAAAGGAAGAGUUUCUGGACUUUGUGACAAUGUUCAAAAGCUCUCAGCAUUCGAUUGGCUCACUAUUCCGUGGAAAUCUAUGGCUUUCAGCUUCGGAAUUCGACAAUUUUUGGCGUAUUUUGAAUCCAAAAACUCCACAAUCUUUGUGAGUUAUAUCUCUGUUGCGUUAGAGCAUCUGCAAUUUUUCAGCAACUUUGUGGAGCAACUCUUUUUGAAUAACGAUGCAACGAGAACUCAAAGCUUCUACAAUCAUGGUCACUUUUACACAAACACCGAAGAUGCCCAGAAAAUAUUGUCGAUUCGAUACCAAUUCAAAUCGCCAUCGUACCGGUUCAGCGUGAAAGUGGUGCCGAGCAGUGGAGAGACGAAAUACCCGCGGGCUUUGACGGUCCUCCAGACGCUCGCAGAUUUUGAAGACGUCUGGAGCGAAUCGGUGCGAAGCGAUUCAUUCCACAGACCUGUCAUUCUCAUCCGUCUCUUCCUGAACCUCUUUUUGUGGCUCACUGAUUUCUGGCCCGAAUACUCGCAGCACAUCUACGACAGUCUCUUUCCGACGUUCAUUCUCAUUUGUGCUCACUAUCUGCUUGUGUCGAAAUUGUGGAAAAUGGACGAGGCGAGCACGUGGUGCAUCACAAUUCUGUGCGUUUCACUGCAAGCCGUCAGGGUCCUAGUGCUCAUGCCCUCUCUUUUUCUUCGUCUUCAAUUCUUGAUCUAUGAAGGCUGCUUCUUCUUGUCUGUCGGCUAUUUCGGCUCUUUUUUUGUCGUUUCUCGCUGCCUUGUCAACAUUCUUUUAAGUUCUGAUCAAUAAAAAUCAAGAUUUACGGGGGUGCUAAUAUGAACAGUUUUUAUACGACUGCAGCACGGUUUCCAGAGCUGACAAUGGGCGCAAGUGCGCCCGCCCCGCCGAAUAGAGCGAUACAUUGGCGCGAAAUUCAAAUUUUAACAGCAAAAUUUGUGUUUUUUGCCAGAUUAGCCACGAAAAACCGAUAAUUUCUCAUUUGUCUCUCGAUAGACCGAUUCUAUAGGCUAUUGCGAAUUUUUUAAGCGCAAGAGCGUUAAAUUUGGUCAAGUUUGAAGGUUUUUGGCCAAAACUGCGUGAAUUUCAGUUUUUCGGUAAUUUUCGCGGUUCGAGCGCUCAAAAUGCUUGUAUUUACGUGAUUUACCAUUCUCAAAACCAAUUCUGUCUGAAAACGGUCAAGAAAGCGCAAAAUGAGAAGGCGUAAAAGCAAAGUCCGCGAAAAAUGCGCCAAAACGUCAUUAAUUCUGAGAAUUAGUGUGUUUUCCUUGUCGAACAAUCAUUUUUCAUCGUCGUUGACCACAAAAAUCAGAGAAACCCCCUGCUCAAUUCAUGAAAACGCCAUUUGACCGCCGAGGCCACGCCCAUAUUGUCAGCUCUGGAGACCGUGGUCGCGACCGAUAUUUGAUCACAGAAUGAUAAUUCAGACGCGUUUUCUUGCGUUCAAAACGAUAAUUUCAGAUCAAAUUUUUCUGACCUACUAUUGUUCUCAACGACACUCCACUUCAUUGAAGCGGGAAAAUUGUGGUGGGCCGCGACGCGCGUGCAACGCUCCUCGUCUUGCAUCAUUCAUUCUCUCGCUUUACCUUUCUCCUCCAAACCCCCAAAUAAUCGUGCUCCGCUUGCAGAAAAUCGACAUGUCCGUCACGUACAACCUCGUUUCAAACGAUGAAAAGUCGUUCGAGAUCAGCGAAGCGGCGCUCCUUCAAUCGACGACUCUCGGCCACCUCAUCGACAACGUCGUCAUCGAUUCGGAGGCGCGCAAGACGGCGAUCCCGCUGAGAAACGUGUCCGGAGAGAUCCUCGAGAAGGUGAUCGAGUGGUGCGAGAAGCACAAAGACGACGUCCCGAAGAGCGAGCGGGAGCGUCAGAGCGAGCGGAACAGCGAUGUGGCGCUCUGGGACGCCGACUUCCUCGGCAAACUCGACAAGCAACAACUGUUCGAUGUGAUUUGCGCGGCGAACUAUCUCGAGAUCAGAGGACUUUUGGACGUUUCGUGCAAGGCGGUGGCGAUGAUGAUCAAGGGCAGGUCGCUGGACGAGUUGAGGAGGGCGUUGCAGAUCGAGAAAGAAGAAGAGGAGGAGGAGGAGGAGGAGGAGGAGGAGGAGGCAGAAGGACAAGAAGCGGAGGAUCAUGAUGAGGACGUCGUGGCUGCUGAGCAGUAA